Melopsittacus undulatus (budgerigar) is the source of this 4814-nucleotide messenger RNA. It is a transcript of the gene RTF1, whose product is annotated as RTF1 homolog, Paf1/RNA polymerase II complex component. Lineage: Eukaryota; Metazoa; Chordata; Aves; Psittaciformes; Psittaculidae. Gene Ontology annotation, molecular function: RNA polymerase II C-terminal domain phosphoserine binding; DNA binding. Bases 127 to 2142 code for a protein of 671 amino acids. Gene Ontology annotation, cellular component: Cdc73/Paf1 complex. The record is from RefSeq and is a predicted model, not a curated record. The transcript has 18 exons.
GCCCUUUGUGUCCCGGGCGGGCGGGCGGCGCGGGGCAGGCCGGGCCGCUGCGAGCGCCGCCGCGCCGCCGCUGCCGCCGAGGGCGGGGAGGGUGGGAGGUAGUGAGGCGGAACAACCGGCUCCGCCAUGGUGAAGAAGCGGAAAGGCCGCGUCCUUAUCGACUCCGAUACUGAGGAUAGCGGUAGCGAGGAGAACCUAGAUCAGGAGCUUUUGUCAUUGGCCAAACGGAAGCGUAGUGACUCUGAAGAAAAGGAGCCACCUGUGAGCAAACCUACAGCAUCUUCAGACUCUGAGACAUCAGACAGUGAUGAUGAGUGGACUGUUGGAGGUUCUAAAAACAAGAAAAAAGGCAAAGCGGGUAAGGCAGAGAAGAAAGGAACCAUGAAGAAGCAGACGAACAAAGCUGCCUCUUCAGGCAGCUCAGAUAAAGACAGCUCUGCUGAGAGUUCAGCACCUGAAGAGGGAGAAGUCUCUGACUCAGAAAGCAAUAGCUCCUCAUCUAGCUCAGAUUCAGAUUCUUCAUCAGAAGAUGAGGAAUUCCAUGAUGGCUAUGGAGAAGACCUGAUGGGAGAUGAAGAAGACCGAGCUCGUCUGGAGCAAAUGACAGAAAAGGAGAGAGAGCAGGAGCUGUUUAACAGGAUAGAGAAGAGAGAAGUGCUAAAAAGAAGGUUUGAAAUCAAGAAGAAACUAAAAACGGCAAAAAAGAAAGAAAAGAAGGAGAAAAAGAAAAAGCAAGAGGAAGAGCAGGAGAAGAAAAAACUCACACAGAUCCAGGAAUCCCAGGUCAUGUCACAUAACAAAGAGCGGCGAUCAAAGCGGGAUGAGAAGCUAGACAAGAAAUCUCAGGCAAUGGAGGAGCUAAAGGCAGAAAGAGAGAAAAGGAAGAACAGAACAGCUGAAUUGCUUGCAAAAAAACAGCCAUUAAAAACCAGUGAAGUAUACUCUGACGAUGAAGAGGAGGAGGAGGAUGAUAAGUCUAGUGAGAAAAGUGAUCGCUCAUCCAGAUCGUCGUCCUCUGAUGAAGAGGAAGAGAAAGAAGAAAUUCCUCCUAAGUCCCAGCCAGUGUCCUUGCCCGAAGAGCUGAACCGAGUGCGGUUAUCGCGACACAAGCUGGAGCGCUGGUGUCAUAUGCCCUUCUUUGCCAAGACAGUCACUGGCUGUUUUGUCCGAAUUGGCAUUGGAAAUCACAACAGCAAACCUGUUUAUCGAGUUGCUGAAAUAACUGGUGUGGUAGAGACUGCAAAGGUUUACCAGCUUGGUGGUACCCGGACAAACAAAGGACUACAGUUGAGGCAUGGCAGUGAUUCACGUGUGUUUCGUUUGGAGUUUGUCUCAAAUCAGGAAUUUACUGAAAGUGAGUUUAUGAAGUGGAAAGAAGCGAUGUUCUCUGCUGGGAUGCAGCUACCCACAUUAGAUGAGAUAAACAAGAAGGAAGUGUCCAUCAAAGAAGCUCUCAACUACAAGUUUAAUGACCAGGACAUUGAGGAGAUUGUGAAAGAGAAGGAAAGGUUCAGAAAAGCACCUCCAAAUUAUGCAAUGAAGAAAACUCAGCUGUUAAAGGAGAAGGCUAUGGCUGAGGACUUGGGGGACCAAGAUAAAGCCAAACAGAUUCAAGAUCAGCUUAACGAACUUGAAGAGAGAGCAGAGGCCCUGGAUCGUCAACGAACAAAAAACAUUUCAGCAAUCAGUUACAUCAACCAGAGAAAUAGAGAGUGGAAUAUCGUUGAGUCUGAGAAGGCUCUUGUGGCUGAAAGUCAUAACAUGAAAAAUCAGCAAAUGGACCCCUUUACUAGGCGACAAUGCAAGCCCACGAUAGUGUCUAACUCCAGAGAUCCUGCUGUCCAAGCUGCCAUUCUUGCCCAGCUUAAUGCAAAAUAUGGGUCUGGUGUAUUGCCAGAUGCUCCAAAGGACAUGAGUAAGGGUCAAGGGAAGGAUAAAGAUGUGAACUCCAAAUCAGCCAGUGACCUCUCAGAAGAUCUUUUCAAAGUGCAUGACUUUGAUGUAAAGAUUGAUCUUCAGGUUCCCAGUUCAGCAGAAUCUAAAGCAUUGGCCAUCACCUCCAAGGCUCCACCGGCAAAAGAUGGUGCCCCUCGGCGAUCAUUGAACUUGGAGGACUACAAAAAGAGGCGGGGGCUUAUUUGAGCAUGCCCACUCUGCUGCUUCUGAUCCUGCAUGCUCCAUGACGAUGUCCUACCUUUUCUUCCUCACUUUUCAGUUCUUCCUUCUGGGUUGGAGCAGCAAUGGAGCUGGGAAGAGACUCUUUAAAACUGCCAGUCAUCUGUAACAUAAACCAUUCAACUAUUUACUGUAUAGACCUCCCUUCUUGCCCUUUCCUCCUGCCCCCCUCACAAAUGUGGAUCUGUGCUAUUUGGGGUCUCCCCAUCUCUUUUAGUUUGAGUUUUGUUUUUAUUUUGUUGAUGCAGCUCGUUGGUCCACUCUGUGUUCAGUAUUAGCCUGAGGUCUGGAUUUCCAUAGGAAUGUCUUGGUGGUUGCAGAGUCGGCACUUGGUGAUCUUCCCCCAGAUACCACCACAGGCACGAUGAAUAAACAUUGGCGCAAGACCUUUGUGGCUGGAAGGUCAUCUGCACUUUCUUCCUCUUCUUCUUCCUCCUUCAUCCUAGCUUUGGAGAAGGGAAUCUUCAAAAACUGGCUUAGGUUCAAAGUGUAAAUUUUUUUGGGAGGGUCGUGUGACUUUUUUUCAGGUGUUUUUUAUCAUUUUUAAGCUGCAGUACUAUUUGUAUCCGUCUGUCACAGUUCUUUACGGCUGUUCUGAAUUUCUACCAGCUGUACUUGAGCAUCUGAAAUUGCAAGAAAGAAACUCAUUAAAUGUGAUUCUUCUUACUAAAACGGCUUGGCUGAUAAUAGCUGUUUAACUUCACGUUCCCUUUCUUAAUUGCACGUAACUGAUGAGAGAGAGGCACGCAGCUCUUGAUGUGGGACUUGUCAUCUAUAGCACAUUUGGAGUCUCCAGCUGUAACUGAGUGGAGUAGCUUUUUCUGGGAUGGCCCUGGGGUGCUCAUUGAUUGGGCUUUAAUUCCUUCUCCAAGCCUCCAGUAUAAUGCAUUUGUAAGUCAUCAUGUCUUCACUGAGCUUCAGCUCACUUUGUUUCUUGCUUUGUGAACCAUUGAAACAGGGCUUCUAUAAACAAAUGAACAAACAAAAUCACUUUGUGUGAAAGGGAAGGACACAGUAAGGACAUAAUAGAAAGGUCAGUGGGUAAUGUAUGAGAGGUAGCUGAUGCUCGGUUUUCAUAUGUAAACUGGUACAAGAGUGCAGUACUAGCACAGGAAUUGUAUGGCUUUAUGGAAUAUUUGACUGGGCACAAAGUGACAGCUAAAUUAUCACUCAGGUGUAAAAAAAAAAUUUAGAAAAUCAAAGUGUAAAUAUAAGUGACAUUUAACAAAGAACUUUUCCAAACAAGAUGCAACUGAAUAUAUGGGGCUAAGAACUAAAUUAAAAGAGAAUUAGAAGUCUAAAAGGUUAGAGGCCCUCGUUCAGGUAAGCGUGCAAGCACGUGUUUGUUCCUACUCAGGCCAGUACGUAUCUAAUAACUUAAGCACUGAACUGGAUAGGAAUGUUUCUGGGGGACCCUGAAGAGGGAAAAUGCUGAUGCUCUUCUUGUGUCAGAGCAUUACUGUUUUUCUGAAAUCAUUCACUGGUUAUGUUUAAACCUGUGUUUGAUACUUUCUUGUUGGAUUCUUAAUGAAACUUUAAUCUAGUUCUUAUUUAACUUUCUCUUCCAGUUUUGUUUUUUUUUUAACAGUAGCUUUAAAGAAACAUGUAAUUGUGUGCAGAUUGAUACUAUGAACUGUGUAUAAAAAGAAAACCUAUGAAGCAGCUCUUACCUACCGUGUAAACAAAUAAUCCGAAGUCCUCCAGUGCUUAUUUACUGAAUAGUCCAUGUUUCUAGGACACAUGUGGGUUAUUCUGUAAAUAUGUAAGCAUAGACUGUUUUAUUUGGUGGCCUAUUUUAGCAGCUUCUCUGGAGUUGUAGUAGGCUCAGGUAUAUGUACUUUUAACUUUUUAAGAGUGAAUUUAUGGAAUCUGCCAUACCAACUUCAUAGGAAACAUCAUGAUUCACUGUGUACAUAUGCAUUUGAUUAUGAUUUUGGUGUUGUUUUUUUUUCCAACAGCUUCAAUGAUGUUACAGAUUUGUAAUAAAAAAAAUCUAAACUCAUUUUGCAAUAGCCAGUUUUCCAAACAAUCACUCUCCAAUGCUGUGCAGAGAUAAUGCCAAAUCAGGAAUUGCUUUUACCACAGAAAUGCCUCAGAGCUCUGAGGCGCAGUGACAAGGGGUCUCAAAAGGUAAAGUUAGCCCCAAAUCCAUGUUUUUAAUAUUCUUGCCCUUGAUGUAUUGGUUUUAGGUAACUUCUACACUUGGUAACACAAGAAUAGGCUGUACUACAGCCAAAAUGUCAAUGAGACCCGUAUGGUGUUACAAGUAAUUUUUAGUGGAGAUAACCAGAGCAGACCUGAAUGAUAAUUAAUCUUGGUUAUCUGCAGCUAUGAAACUGCCACUUACCCUCUCAAAAUCUCUGGAUUAUGCUGAGAUACUGGUUUUAAGAGAGGUAACAGUAAAUUACCAUGCAAACCUCUUAUAUCAAGAAUAAUACAUCAAGAAAUUACUCUUGAAUAGUUACAGAACUGUGUAUGAAAGCUGUAUCUUUUUUCCUUUAAGUGCAUGUAAAGGUGAGUGACUACACCUCCCACUUGUUAGAGAGGGAGAGAUUUGUUUGCUUUGUUUCACUGGUGUCCUAGCAUAGUUCAUCACAAUUGUACAGACUUCUAUAAAUAAACUUGGUUUGUUGGUUUAA